AUGUCUGCUGAGUCGGGUACCGUUUCAAUUGCCAACAAGGGCAAAGCUAGCGUCUGGACCGAGGAAGCCAAGUAUGAAUUUCUGCUACGCAUUAUCCAUCAAUUGAAGCAGGGGCGCAGUAUCAACUGGAAUGGCAUCAGGAUGAAGGAUCGCAACACCAAGUCCCUUACCAACCAGUGGACCAAGGUCGGCAAAGACAUAUCUGUGCUGGAGGACCUCGAGGACGUCGCUGGAAGCGCCGCGCCCACUCCAAAGAAAGGAACACCUGCGAAGCGCAAGACGGCCGUGAAGAAUGAAGAUGACGAAGCUCUCCAGACCCCAGUCAAGAAGCGAGGUCGAACCGCGGCCGUAAAGAAAGAGACGGGCAGUGUUGGUGUAAAGAAGGAGGAAGACGCAGACGAGGCCGGUCAAGGUGUAAAGCAGGAGGACGAAGACGAGGCCAGCUAA
Messenger RNA from Cordyceps militaris CM01, 447 nucleotides. RefSeq lists its product as uncharacterized. Bases 1 to 447 code for a protein of 148 amino acids. The transcript is spliced from 4 exons. The record is from RefSeq and is a predicted model, not a curated record. NCBI's taxonomy places the organism in Eukaryota, Fungi, Ascomycota, Sordariomycetes, Hypocreales, Cordycipitaceae.